UAUGACUUUAUGAGUGAAUGGGAUGACAUUCAUUUGGUUCACGACAAAAGAUUAGACACAAAAACUUUAGACGAUUUGAUAAAAGGUCUGAAAGGAGUGACCGGUUCUGGAGUCGUAGCGACGACUGUAACCACUUAUAGGCUUGAAAUCAAUGACUAUGAAUUUGAGGGAGAAUCACGCGAAUUGUCGCAUAAAAAUGGUUUCAAUACGAGUCAAGUGUUGGAUAUGAUUACAAAUGACGAGUCAAUGAAAUACUUUGUAGUGAUCGGCGGCAGUCAAACAAUUGAGGAGUUUAUAACUGCCGCACAUCAAAGGGCACUAAUACUUGAGCCAAGGAAAUGGAUUGUAAUCAUCGCAGAGCCCAUUCCCGACACUUCCCACUUCUGGAGACGAAUGAAUCCCAUCUUCAGUGUGACUGAUGUGGCGAUUGUUAAGAGAGAGAUAUCGGUCUAUAGUAAGUGCAGUGAAUUGAAAGAGGGCUGUCAGAUGAGACUGGCCUUUGAAACCCUACGCAAUGCCAUCAGGAAAGUGAUUGAACUCCCAUUUUAUGACUUCAAUGACACCAAACAAGUGAAGGCACAGACGAAGAACAGAGUGAUCGCUGAAAUGAAACUGGAAUUGGGAAAUGAGAGGUCAAUGUCUCAAUAUUGUGGAAAUUGCGACCGAUUUGUCAUUCAAUCCAUUUAUAAGCAUAGAAUUGGUUCAGAAAAUGAGGAUAAAAACGCUUUCAACGAAGUUGAAGAUAAUCCAGAAUUUAAGGUUUUAGUGGAAAACACUGCUAUUUGGUCACCAUUUAAAGGACUGUUAGAUCAGGGAAAGGUAUUGGGGUAUGAAGAAGGUAAUCUCAAGAACAGAGACGUUGUAGUGGGAAUUGUCAAUCAACCCCCAUUAGUGAACAUAAGGCAACCGUAUCAAAAUGAAUCCGAUAUCAACGGGACCACAUAUCAUAUGGUUAAGAUUUUGUCAACAAAAAUGAAUUUCACGAUUAAAUGGGAAGUGGACUCAACCACUACUUUGGGACGAUUCAAUAAGGAGAAGAAGGAAUGGACCGGGAUGAUUGGAAAACUACUCAACAAUAAAGUGGAAAUCGCAGCCAAUGGCUAUUGGAGAACAGUUGACCGCAUGGAUGCCGUUGACUUCACGUUCCCAUUUGACAAGGAGGAGAUGUCCAUGAUGAUCCAAAAAACCAGUGAAGAUCAUAAAUACCUGUUCCUCACACCUUUCACAUGGGAUGCCUGGGUCAGUUUGUUCAAGCUGUCCAACUGUACCUGGUACUGUUUUGGAGCAAUGGUACAACAGGGUGGCGACCACUUACCACUCGCCAUAUCGGGUCGAAUUUUAGUGACAUUUUGGUGGCUCUUUGUGAUCGUUACGGUCACCACUUAUAGUGGAAAUCUUGUGGCUCUCCUCACAUUCCCUAAGAUUAUACAUCCGAUUGAGAAUCUCGAAGACUUGUUGUCAUAUAAAGGAUCCAUGAAAUGGGGUACCGAUAAGGGCGGUGCUAUGCACGAGUUAAUAGAGGGGGCGACUCACGGCCCCCUCAAACAGUUGGCCUCUAAUAUGGAGUUCUUUGAGAAGAGAGAUAAAGAUCUCUACCGAAGAGUAAAGGACAGAGAACUGGCAUUCUUGGCCAGUGAUUCAGAGGUCCGGUAUCUCAUUACUCUCGACUACAACGACACCAAAACCUGUGAAAUGAUGAUCGCGAAGGAGCCGGUGUUCACCAGUUCUGUGUCUUUUGUAAUCAGAAAGGCACAGCCAAAGGAAUCGGACGAAUGGCUAAAUCAGGACUUGUUAUUCAGUGGAAUAAUAAAUAUGAAGUCAAGGGGAAUGACUGCUUGUAUCCACUCGUCGGUAGUGAGGGCCGGAGACGUGAAGAAGAUAGGAAUGGCUCAUAUGAUUGGCUGCUUCUUUAUACUGGGGAUCGGCUUACUAUUUGGUUUGGGGUCUCUAUUCGGGGAGAUGUUUAAGAGCAAUAAGAGGAUCAAGUUGACUGCCGGUGCCAUUCAGUUCACAGGCAAACAGCAAUUAAACAAAUGGGAUAAAUUGAAGCUCUUCUACCAAAAGGUGAAUCAGGGCUCUCUGUACAGCUCGUGGAUCAACACAACUAAUAGUUUGGUGGCAACUAAUGCCAGGAAUCCAACUAAAUUGCAGUUUAAUUAUCCCAACAUUAAGGCCGAGGAUGGAAGAGCCCUACCCGCCGGUUGGGGCGAUCCUAACAGAGCCCGUAAUUUCAAUCCCCAGUUGGGCGCCAACCAGAAGAGAGCGCCGUCCGUCUUCGGUAAUAAAGACCAACAAACCACUUACAACUCGAAAGACAACUAUAAUUACUUCAGUUACGAUCCCAUCAAAUCCAACUACAAGAAUAACUUUGGGGUUCAAUGAGAAGUGUCUCUCAAUGUCUAACACAAAUGGUGCACAACUUCUUUGCACAACUGCUCAACACAACCACAAAAACAAAUCCGAAAUUUCUUAUUCAAAAAAGUUUUCUAACUUUUGUGCAAAUAAUAAUAAUAUAUUUUUAUGUCUAAUUGGAA
This is a messenger RNA of Oppiella nova, 2534 nucleotides long. Lineage: Eukaryota; Metazoa; Arthropoda; Arachnida; Sarcoptiformes; Oppiidae. The record is from the annotation of a GenBank genome assembly.